AUGUGGCUCCUGGGCACCGCGCGCGCGGACCUCAUCUUCUUUCCCCAACCUGAAGAAGUUCCUAGAGGGUAUGCUAUCUUGUCGCACACCUGGCUCGAAGCGGACAAAGCAGACACGUUUCUAAAGGUUCAAAAGCUGAAUCCAUCCCGCUCGUCGCCACCAUGGUUCAACCCACGCGAUCACCUCACUCCAAAAAUUCGAUCAUUCCUUGAGCUCGCCGAAGAGCACGGGUACGAAUACGCCUGGGUCGACACGUGCUGUAUCAAUAAGGAGAGCAGUGCCGAGCUCUCGGAAGGCAUCAAUUCCAUGUUCCGCUACUACGCCCUCUCUACCAUCUGCUACGUUUACCUCAGCGACGUCCAAUACUCCGAGACUGAUCCAUCGGACGACAUGUGGUUCGCCUUCCAAAGAAGCCGCUGGCACUGGCGGGGCUGGACUCUCCAAGAGCUCAUCGCGUCCCGCGUCCUCAUGUUCUAUUCAAAGGAGUGGAUCUGUCUAGGCACCAAGUACGAGCUCGCCGAUCGCCUGGAAGAAGCAACCGGAAUCUCCGCGGCAGUCCUCCGCUUCGAGAGCCCGUUCACCGACGCCAGUAUCGCGACACGCAUAUCCUGGGCGGCGCAUCGGAAAACCACGAGGCCCGAAGACGCUGCCUACAGCCUCUUUGGGCUUUUCGGGGUCAAUAUGCCGACGCUCUACGGCGAAGGACGGCACGCAUUCUGCCGGUUCCUCAUGGAAAUCUUGAAAGCCUCGCGGGAUCCUUCCAUCAUUCUCUUGGGAAAACGACAAUACGUGGCUGGGUUAGAAGACCUCAAAUCACGCCUCCGUAGAGAGCCCCAAAGCCGGACACGUCGUCAUCUUCUCCCCCUCAAUCCUUCACCGACUUUUCGCACAGCAUCCAGGCCCAACCCUCAGAUGCUCUACGACCCGUGUGCGCGCUCACGGAGGGGACGAAAUGAGGUACGCUGGUAUGGAUGCUAUUCUAGUACGCUGUACGAUAUUGACGACUACUUUAGCACGGCUCGAUUGCGAGCGCGACCGCAGAACUCUGCGCUCCCACGUUCUCCAUGUCGGCAGAUGGGAUCGAGCUCCACGCGGCCGUUCUAG
This is a messenger RNA of Epithele typhae, 1104 nucleotides long. Its product is annotated as heterokaryon incompatibility protein-domain-containing protein. The coding region runs from base 1 to 1104 and encodes 367 amino acids. The record is from RefSeq and is a predicted model, not a curated record. Lineage: Eukaryota; Fungi; Basidiomycota; Agaricomycetes; Polyporales; Epitheliaceae. The transcript has 2 exons.